Molecule: messenger RNA, 981 nt
Organism: Emericellopsis cladophorae
Lineage: Eukaryota; Fungi; Ascomycota; Sordariomycetes; Hypocreales; Bionectriaceae
Product: WD repeat-containing protein WRAP73-like protein
Exons: 2
Coding region: 1-981 (326 amino acids)
Biological process (GO): protein localization to mitotic spindle pole body; microtubule anchoring at mitotic spindle pole body; mitotic sister chromatid segregation
Cellular component (GO): MWP complex; microtubule organizing center; mitotic spindle
Molecular function (GO): protein binding
Source: RefSeq, a predicted model, not a curated record
AUGCAGAGAUCAUGGGCUCCCGAAACCAUCGACGCACACGGCAUCUGCUGGUCCCCAGACGGCCAGUGGCUCCUGGUGUGGGAAUCACCGGCGCAUGGCUGGCGCGUGCUCCUCUACACGGCCGAUGGCCAGCUGGUUCGGACAUUUCCCGGGUUCCACGAUCCCACAGACGAGGACGCCAAACUUCGUCCUGGCGUGCGGUCGUUGCGUUUGAGCCCCGACGGGAAGGGCUGCGCAGUACUGGAUCACUCCAAGGAGGUUGCGCUCGUGGACACGACCUUCUGGCGGAAGAGUGCCACUUUGGUGCACCCAUCCGCUCUGGCUCCCAGCGAAACAGUCCAGGAACAGCUGCACGCUGCGUCGGUGCACCCAUCCAGCCGCACGUUCACCCGCGCCAUGCACGAGCUCACCUUGCCACCGCCACCCGCUGACAGCAAGACACCCCCAGAGCUAAGAACAGGCUGUGGCCUUGCGUGCUUUGAUGCCUCAUCCAACCUAAUCGCAACCAGAAUGGAAUCUUCGCCAAGCACCGUCUGGAUAUGGGACCUGGCAGCCUCAGAGCUGCGCGCGGUCCUCAUCUUCCAUUCCCCCGUCUCGUUCUCCUGGCAUCCCGUAGUGCAAGAGCUACUCCUCAUUACAUGCAGAGUCGACGAGAAACGGACUUUGCUGGCCGUGUGGGAUCCGCUCAUGGAUGGCCCCAGGAGUGUGCCCUCUGAGCAGGCCCUGUCCUCGCAGGGCAAGAUGGAGGCGCAUUGGGUGGACUGGGAGAACGAACAGCCUAUCCUGUUGCUGAACGAUUCGCAGAGUUACUGUUUCGUCUCCGUCGGCGAGGGCGAGGGCGAGGGCGAGGCGCCAGGAGCCUGGGGGAGUGCAGAGUCAACAUUACUCGGCGGAUCGGUCGGCAGUGCAGGGAUUGUACAGGGCAUCGAGGGGGACGAUUCGACCAUGAUCGAUGACACCUUUUUAUUCAAGCGUGGGUGA